Messenger RNA from Nicotiana tabacum (common tobacco), 1182 nucleotides. RefSeq lists its product as uncharacterized. The record is from RefSeq and is a predicted model, not a curated record. NCBI's taxonomy places the organism in Eukaryota, Viridiplantae, Streptophyta, Magnoliopsida, Solanales, Solanaceae.
AUGGAAAGUCACCGGAAUUUGCCCACAAAUGUCAUCAGUUUUUGCUUACUCCCCUCGGAGCUCAUCCAAUAUAUAAUUCUUCAGCUUGCCUUGCCUGAGAUUAUCCGACUGAAAUCUGUCAAUAAGUCCAUUUCCUCUAUUAUUUCUGAUCGGGAUUUCGUUCGCGACUACAAUCUUCAAUCGAGCUCCGCCACGUGGCUGUUCCUCUACAUGAAACGGUGGCGCCGUGAGGCUGUGCUCUAUGGCUUCGCCGAUUCUUCCAACCGGUGGUUUAAUAUAUUGAUCGCCGAUUUGUUGAAACAAGUGGUUCCGCCAGGUGAAGAUGUCUACUUUUUGACUGCUUCUGGUAAUAUAUUCCUCUUUGCUUUGAAUAACAGGCAGGAAGUUAUGUCAGUUGAUAUUAUGACUAGGAUGGUGAAAAAGAUCCCUCCAAGCCCGUUAGGUCCACGUGGCACAUCUUCGUGGCGAAGAUCCGGUAUGAAAUUACUCUCUUGCCCUUCUAGUUCCAAGCAUUUUCGAUUUAUGUUUGUUGAGUUACAUCAAAGUCAUCCAACUUUAUUCGAGUAUGAUUCAAGAGUUGAGAGAUGGCAAUUUAUGCAAGCAAGAGAGAUUACCCAAGACUUACAAGGUGAUUUUAUUUUCCUAAGUGCAUCUAAUGGACGUAACGCAAGUGUCAUCAUAGCCGUGCGACCUCAAUGCAACAGCACUCCAGUUGUCAUCCGACCAACAUUCAACACCCGAGGGAACGAAGAAGAUCAAUUAGCUGUUGGAUUUAGUUGGGGAAACACCAUCGAUCUAUUACACGUGUACGGUGAUGGAAAUAUGAUUACUAUUAGAUCAGGCAAAGUUGAUGAUGUGAAUAAAACAAUUAGAAAGAUAAAGGGAAUAGAGUUAUGGGGGUUGAGCACAAAUGGGAGGUAUUGGGAAUUUGUAUCAAGGGCACCAAAUGAUCUAAUUUAUAAAAUAAGCAAGCCAUAUGGUGCUAUGAUGGGGUGUAUGCAAAAAGGGAAAGGGAUAACAAGGGCAAUUUUGAUGACCAAUCUAAAGGGUGCAUGGGACACAAUUUGGUUAAGGUAUGACAAAAAGGACGACCAGUGGACGUGGCUCCCGUUACCUGAUUGCAAGAUGAAGGGCUCAAACUUGGCUGGAGUCACAUUCUCCUCUGGUUUAACCUUGUCCUAG